CUGGCUGCUCACUUCCGCGCCGCGGCUCGAAAGAGCCACACAGAAGUAGGAGGGGGAUUUCCACUUCCCGAGUUAACCUUCUUGUUUUGCUUUCGCUCUGGACCAGAAACAAAACCUAACGACGCUCUCACUUUUCCCUGCAGCCAGUACAAUAUUCAAACAUAUCGCCACCAUCGUGUUAUUUUGGCAGAAGCUCCGAGCUGUCCAAAGUCACCAGCCCAAGAUGCCAGUGGAUAGGAUGAGGAUGCGGCCGUGGCUGGAAGAGCAGAUCAACUCCUGUCAGAUACCAGGGCUCAAAUGGGUAAACAAAGAAAAAAGAAUCUUCCAGAUCCCGUGGAUGCACGCUGCUCGGCAUGGCUGGGACUUGGAGAAAGAUGCUCCUCUCUUCAUGAGAUGGGCCAUACAUACAGGCAAGUACCAGCCUGGAAAAGACCGACAGGAUCCAAAGACUUGGAAGGCAAAUUUCCGCUGUGCCAUGAACAGCCUGCUUGACAUUGUGGAGGUGAAAGAUAAAAGCAACAAAAAGGGAACAAAUGCCUUUAGGGUGUACAAGAUGCUGUCCUCUUCUGAAAAAAGUAUAAAGAAAGGAAAGAAGAAGAUCGACAAGGAAGGUAGACCCAAGGGAAAUAAAGAGACAGUUUCUAAGUCUUGUGGGACUACUCUUCUACACAUCAAAGAGGAACCACAGGAUGAAGUCAAGAUUCCAGACACAACCAGAGCCAUCCCCAGUUUCACAGAAGAUCACUUGAUGGCAAGCGAGCAGCUGCCGUUCGUCUGUCAGACAAUCGAAGUGACAACUGAGAACGAGGAGGAGACAGUUAGCUCGUCCCACUCGUACCCUCUUCAAAUCUCUCCUAGCGCCAGUGACACAGACAGUGACGUUGAGGACACAGAACAGGGUGUCAGCACAUCCUGGAGGCGGGACCUCGGCAGGUCAGUUCUCAAGAUGUCGCCAUAUCCUCUUCCCGGCAUGGCCACCUUUGUUCGAGGAAGCAAAAACUUCAGAGUAACCACCACGCGAGACCCAAACCCCCUCAUCAGUUAUCACAGCGACGGCUGGACGAAGCCUUACAGCCAGAACUCUCUCACGUCGUCCAUACCCAACCACACUCAUGAGAUGCGGGCCAGCGUGAUCAUGAAAACAUCAGAUGUCACCUAUUCUUAACCUCAGGACAAUGAGUUGAAGUUUUUCUUUAAGUCAGACUCUAACUGAGUAGGGAUUAGGCAUCAGCUGGACUUAUCCGUUAGUUGGCUGUCCCAUUGCCUCAUUGUACACUUCUUAUGUCUGCGUGACGAAGAUGGUCCGUUUGAAUUUGUCAUCCGCACAUUUCUUCAAACGCAUUUCCCACCAUUUCGACGCCAAAUGUGGACUUUUGACAUGGAUUUUGCUGGUGCAUUUUUUUGUUCUUUGCAUUGGAGCUGGGGUGACUGCUUAUUGGAGUGGUUGGAAAUCUGUACAAAUCAUCAUAAUUAUAAUAAUCGUUACAUUUAGUACCUAUGAAUUCAACUUUCAAAAACAUGAUUCUGAAAAUCGUU
Molecule: messenger RNA, 1536 nt
Organism: Entelurus aequoreus (snake pipefish)
Lineage: Eukaryota; Metazoa; Chordata; Actinopteri; Syngnathiformes; Syngnathidae
Gene: irf2b
Product: interferon regulatory factor 2b
Exons: 9
Coding region: 224-1165 (313 amino acids)
Biological process (GO): immune system process; regulation of transcription by RNA polymerase II
Cellular component (GO): nucleus
Molecular function (GO): DNA-binding transcription factor activity, RNA polymerase II-specific; RNA polymerase II cis-regulatory region sequence-specific DNA binding
Source: RefSeq, a predicted model, not a curated record